Suricata suricatta (meerkat) is the source of this 326-nucleotide messenger RNA. Its product is annotated as shieldin complex subunit 1-like. The record is from RefSeq and is a predicted model, not a curated record. Gene Ontology annotation, biological process: positive regulation of double-strand break repair via nonhomologous end joining; negative regulation of double-strand break repair via homologous recombination; positive regulation of isotype switching. The transcript has a single exon. Lineage: Eukaryota; Metazoa; Chordata; Mammalia; Carnivora; Herpestidae. Gene Ontology annotation, cellular component: site of double-strand break. Bases 96 to 326 code for a protein of 76 amino acids.
ACAUCCAAGUUGCUAUCAACAACCAAGCCUUGUCAUCCUUCCCAAAGCUGGAGACAGGAGAGUCCCAUGGCCAUCCAGCUAAAACCACAGGGACUAUGGCGACCCAGGAAGUCACUCCAGGCAGCCAGUCUGAGGAGAGCAGUGCCUUGGAUUUGCCAACAGUUUAUGACAUAAGAGAUUACGUGCUGCAGAGACCCCAUCAGGAGCCCAACAGUGAGGCUUUUAGUUCUGUAGAAGCCUUUUCUAGUCCUUGCUCUUCUGAUCUGGAUCCAGGCUUCCAGAUGAGCAGUCAUUGGAAGAAAGGAUGUCAGAGCCAAAGAGUUUGA